CCAGUUUGACUCUCUCUGCUGAUUAGACGACGGCGUGAAUUAUGAUCGGCGAAGAGUCGCGUGUUGAGAAAUGCAAUUUCGCUGAUUGAAGUGUAAACCGCGAUCCUCUUUGGUCAGUUUUUAAAUAAGAAGCCGCCGACUUGCCGGACUUGGCCAAACAACCUGCCGCUACGGACCGAAGAACUCCAUCAUGUGGACGUUUUUCGCGCUUAAUCUCUUCGCGUGGUGUUGUAUUGUUGAUGCAGUGCCGACACAGAACGACAUUGUCAAGAGCUUUGAGACGGCGGUGCAGCAGCAGGACCUUCAAUCGAUACUGAUGUCGAUUGAGGAACGAUUGAGAAACUUGGACAACAUCUACUCAAUGCAUUUGUCACCAACUCUCGAGGAGAAAUUAGAACAAUACCAAAGAAAACUCGAAGCAAUCGACACGAAAAUAAUCCGAUUGGAGACGUUAGUCAUGCUGAAUUUAGAUAAAAUAUCGGAAAAUAUCAGCACGAAGAAUUUUAAAGACGAUAUCGCCAAAACAAACCUACUGAAAAAAGUCGACGCUGUUUAUGAGAGUCUCAGUCACAGGAUGAGCUACGUUGAGAGAAAAUUUGAAAAUAGUGUAAAUAAAAUACAGAGUAAAUUAGACACGACGUUAACACGUCUCGAACGAAUGGAGGACGGUUUCACUCGCAGGAACGAAGACAUCGACUUGGAGCUCUCCGACGCCAUCGCCGCCAUCGACGACCUAAAAAUCAGCUUCAAGGCGGCAGAAGAAGGCAUCGUCAACAACACCAACGAAAACUUUGAAAUUUCGCUCAAAGAGCACAUGUUACUAAUGAAAAGCUUCAACGACAAGUCCAACACGGCAAUACAAACUUUGUACGAAAACGUGACAAGGGACUUUGACAGGUUAGAACAGAGGAUCCAAAUGGGAUCGCAGGCCAUUAACGAAACGGAUCGAUUUUUAAAAAGCCUCAAGCUCGAACUGAAACGCGAACUUAAUGAAUACGCCGUUAAAGUAGCCGAAAUGAAUUCAGAAAACUGGAAAACCGGGGGUAUUUUACGAAACAAGCAGGAAUCGCUAGAAACCGUAAUAAAUUCUACAAAAACGGAAGUACAAAACGGGAUAAGGACCCUCAUGAUUCUUAUCGGAAAAAUUUCGCCGAAAGAUAAUAGUCCUCAAUCAGAUCAAGGCCAAAUCGAGAAACUCAAAAACGAGAUAGAUUCCAAUUUCAAAAAAGUUUUCUCCGCUCAAGAUUUAUUCAUGGACAAUUGUUAUCGGCUGCAAAUGGACGAGUCUCAAAUCGAAUCGAAGAUCAGCGACAUUUUAGAGAAACUGAUCGAGACUUUUGAUAAAAAAACAACUAUCGAAAUAAAAGACUUGCAAAAUGUGGAGAAACUCAUUAAAAACCACGAUGCUCACAUUUCGCGAAAUUUAUAUCAAGCUGGGACCAAUAUCGUAACAACUUAUGAGAAAAUGACCAAAGAGCAUCGUCAAUUCUCAUCGGAUUUAAAACAGGUCAGCGACCACCUCAGUGCCCUUUCCGCGCUAAUCCGGGACACUCUCGCUGAUGAAAACCGUUCUUUAUCGUCGAAGAACGUCUCCCUAUUACUGAACGAAAUGGAAACGAAAAUUACGUCUCUCAAUAAACAAGGCGAUCUCCUCUCGAAUUCCACCCGAGAAAUAAAGGAGAUAGUCGAAAAGCUCCGUCAUAAAAAUUCCACUGGAGUCAUCGAUGAAUAUUUUAGAAAUAUGUCGGGGAUAAUUAAAGGGAUGGAAGCUAAAGUAAACAGCGCCUAUCUUUAUUAUUACUACAACAGGAGCAAAAUUGAUGCGAUUAAUCAGAACCUAAGCCGGCAACUGCAAGAAGUAAUUGACGUCAUUACGAAUAAAACCGAGAGGAAUUUAACCGAAACUAAAGACGAAAGAAUCAGGAGAAUCAUCGACGAUAUUUUCGGAGCGAAACCCGAGGCGAAUGAAACACAAGAAACCUCUCCAAAUUUGAGUAAAGUAACUGAUACGAUCGGGGCCAAUGAAACACUAGAAAUUGCCCCAAAUAAUUGCACAUCAAACGAUUUAGACCUCAUCGACAUGCGGAGCGUAUUUGGUUGCGAAAACGCUAAACUUCAAGACAUCCCAUAUAUAAAUUAUCAUACAACACCGCCACCUGGAAGUGACGAAUACGAAGAGACCGAGAACUAUCAACAAGUUUGAAACUAGCUAUUGCACUUUUUGUGAAUUCAAUAAAACUUUUUUGAAAAAUU
This is a messenger RNA of Tribolium castaneum (red flour beetle), 2253 nucleotides long. RefSeq lists its product as uncharacterized. The coding region runs from base 191 to 2203 and encodes 670 amino acids. The record is from RefSeq and is a predicted model, not a curated record. The transcript is spliced from 8 exons. Lineage: Eukaryota; Metazoa; Arthropoda; Insecta; Coleoptera; Tenebrionidae.